UCUCCCGGUACGUCUGAUGCAACAACGGACCAAACAGAACAAGGCAAUGGCAAACAUUGUCAAUGACAAAGAAGCACUGAAAAUUAAUCUUGAUGUGAGACACUUUUCGCCAGAUGAGCUUAGUGUGAAAGUGGUGGAAGAUUUUGUUGAGGUGGAAGGUAAACAUGAGGAGAAAGAUGACGAACAUGGAGCAGUUUCAAGACAUUUUGUACGCAGAUACAGGCUAGACAGUAAGGUAGACAAGGCUGCCAUCAUCUCUAGUUUGUCGUCAGAUGGCAUCCUACAGAUCCACGCCCAAAAGUGUCCCCCUUCGGAGGAGGAUGAGAGGGAAGUCCCCAUCACUCUCACCAACCUCCCGGCCCUGGAGCCUGAUAAUGACGGAGAGGUCGGAGAGGGUGACGAGUAGAUGACAACACUUGCACACCACACACUGACACACCACAGAGCACUUGGUGAUCUUUAGCAAGAAUUUGACAACUUUCUUCACCACGUGUUUUCUCUAUCCACCUCUGACCACAAUGUCUAUUACAGCUUUUAAUUAUAUUAUCUGGCACCAAUCAUGUUGAAAGCAAUGUUUUAUCCUAAAAAAAAUUCUGAAUCAAAUAUAAAAUAAAGUUUAAGUUUAAAGAAAAGUUAAAGUUUAAUUUAAGAAGUUUAAUUAUGACAUUUGCUAAACGAAAACAUUCAUGUAGACCAAUUUUUAAAGAACUUAAUAUAAUGACUGUACCAA
This is a messenger RNA of Macrosteles quadrilineatus (aster leafhopper), 730 nucleotides long. RefSeq names its product alpha-crystallin A chain-like. Gene Ontology annotation, molecular function: protein folding chaperone. Gene Ontology annotation, biological process: response to heat; protein refolding. NCBI's taxonomy places the organism in Eukaryota, Metazoa, Arthropoda, Insecta, Hemiptera, Cicadellidae. The record is from RefSeq and is a predicted model, not a curated record. The coding region runs from base 17 to 406 and encodes 129 amino acids. The transcript has 3 exons.